This is a messenger RNA of Dichotomopilus funicola, 1887 nucleotides long. RefSeq lists its product as uncharacterized. NCBI's taxonomy places the organism in Eukaryota, Fungi, Ascomycota, Sordariomycetes, Sordariales, Chaetomiaceae. The record is from RefSeq and is a predicted model, not a curated record. The transcript has a single exon. Bases 1 to 1887 code for a protein of 628 amino acids.
AUGGCUAGCGCUUCUGCCAGUAGCCCUCAAAAGGAGGUACCGGCUAGCGACAAUAUCGACACCACUCCGCAGGUUGCGAUCGCCCCAAGCCCGCUUUAUACCAGCGCUUGUUUCGAACCCACAGUCCCUCACACAAACCCGGCGGUAGUUGGGAAUCACAACGCAUCUUCAACCAUUACCUCAGUCUUGCAAAUAGGUGAUAUCUCUUCAUCAACCACUCGGGCCUCUUCUGCUGGCAUCCGCAAGACUUCCAAAACCACCACCAACACCCGCAUCUUUUCCAAGCUUCAUCGCCACACAACCGCCCAGCGUUAUAUCCUACGCAGGCUAGCCGGCGACAUCAAAGGUGACAUACCUUUGGAGCAGGGGAAUCAAAGGCCAACAGGGAGCGCGGGACCUUUCGCUGUCAAAUCCCACCAGUUGUCACAUUCACACCAUUCUCACUGCCCGCAGCAACCGGACCAGCCGCAUCCGCAACAGCAGGAGCGGCGAGAGGAAAUGGCGGACAUCACGAACAACGCACCCAAGAGGUUCACCGGCAGUGGGAUUGUGCAAGCGGCACUGAAGAAUGCUAUUCUGCUGGCUGCAAAGAAUCCCCCGCCCGCCAAAGAAGGCGACACGCAUGGGACGAUGGAGCUGGAAACGAGAAAGAGGUCGAACAAAGGGGGCUCAGGUGGCCAUGGUAGUGUUCGUGGAAGUCAAAGAAACCAAAAGGGCGUGAAAGUUGGGAAUUCGGGUUCGAAUCAGGCGCAGGAACGACUCCAGCAAAAUCGGGCUAAGAUUCCCACCUCCCAGGCUCUCGAUCGGGUCAAGGGGGCUUCGGUGGCAAAAUCGUCGAAGAAAUCGCAGAACCAUCGCAUUACUGCUAGCAGAAAGAGUGUAAGAGGAAAGGGGUCGAAGUUAAAUCCGGACCUCAAGCGGAGUUUGGAGAAGGAGAUGGGUACGGGAGGUUCUCAGGGAAGAGGCGAGGGUUCCGCGGCUCUGCUCCCGGCCCCAAUUUUGGAGCGGACUGAUACGUCCAAUGAUGGUGAGGGUAAACGGGUUGGAAAGGCUGGAGCGGUUUCGCCGGUUAGCUACUACAGUGGCUUGCCGAACCCCAACUCCCGCCAUGCCCAGCAUCACGUCUCCGACGAUGAAGAGGAGGACGGCAACCCCGGUUACGAUGGCUGCCGCCAUCGCCACCGUAAUCGCCUUCUCAACCAGCCCGAUAUCCACCAAUAUCAUCAACAAGCCGGUCCCAACCAUCACAGCCUCGACUCUAGCUCACUCCCUAACGCUCAAAAUCCCCAUCAUCACCGCCACCACGACCCCUCAGACCCCAACCAUACCUACUACGACCCUUACGAUCCCAGCAAUACCAAUAACAACAACAAGACCAGCAGCAGCCCCUCCUCUCAAGACGACGACGACAACGAUAACCCCCUCCACACAGGCUACACCCCCCGCUCAACCCCACCACCCCUCAACAACAAAUACACCACCCAAAUCCGCCUCCCCCCGCACCGAACCCGUCACAUGAUCCGUGCCGCGUUACGAUUGGGUCUCAACACCGGUACGCUUAUUCGACCGCCGCGGCCGUCAAAGCCGUCCUCGUCAAGAUCGUCGAGAGGUAGCGGCUUGCAGAACAAGAGCAACUCUGCGGCUAAACCAGGCCUGCGCGAGUACACGGCGGGUUUGUGGGUGGAUAAUAGGCGGGAUAGUAUAAUGAAGGGGAUUCCGCCGCUGUUGGUGCCUGUAACUUAUUGCGGGGAUGGAAAUGGGAAGGGGAGUGGGAGUGGGAGUGGGAGUGGGUUUGCGGUGGACGGUGGGAGGGGGUAUACAGUUUGGGAUGAGGAUGAUGAGGAUGAUCGUUAUGGUGGGUAUGGCUUUGCGGAGGAAGGGUUUUAG